CCUACCUAUAUAUACACACAUACAUGUAUAUAAAGGCAUCGCCUAAGAGUUCACCAACAAGUUCACACAGAACAUAAUUAAGCUUAUAACUUGCAGAAACCUGUUGAUGAGCGUCAAUGGCGAAAGAGAAUGAGCUACCGGGUUUCAGGUUCCACCCCACUGAAGAGGAGCUGCUUAGUUUCUACCUCAGGAACAUGAUCCAUGGCAAGAGAUCGUGCAUCGAAGUGAUCGGUUUCCUUAACAUCUACCACUACGAUCCUUGGGAUCUACCUGGGCUGUCGAAGAUUGGGGAGAGGGAAUGGUAUUUCUUCGUGCCGAGGGACAGGAAGCAUGGCACUGGAGGGAGGCCGAGCAGGACAACUGCCAAAGGGUACUGGAAAGCUACGGGAUCUGAUCGUAAAAUCGUGAGCUUGUCCGAACCAAAACGUGUGAUCGGUCUGAGGAAGACUCUUGUGUUCUAUCGAGGAAGAGCGCCUGGAGGGAACAAAACUGAUUGGGUCAUGAACGAGUACCGCUUACCAGACAGUUGCCCCUUGCCCAAGGAUGUUGUACUGUGUAAGAUAUACAGAAAAGCAACUUCUCGGAAAGUGUUGGAGCAAAGAGCAGCCAUGGAUGAGAUGGAAGGGAAAGCAAGCCAGACAUACCCAACAUCUCCUCUGUCAUCGUCUGAGACAAUGGCGUCCUGCGGUACACAGAACGACUUGAUAGCUCACAUUCCUACUCCUCAGUUACCUCAAGUGGUAGCCAUGGAAGAAAAUAACGAAAUCUCGAUCCAAGAAAGCCACGUAGAGAACGAGGAAGGCAAGGGUCCUUCCUCGUCUCUGAAGCUGCCCUUUGGAAGCUUACCCGAGCUGCAGGUCCCUAAAUCAGGAACAGAUUGGGGACAGGACCCGCUCUUGAGCAUAAGCCCAUGGCUGCAGAAUCUUACCCCUAUAGUUAACCUACUGAACUUUUAGGUACGUCAACAACAAUGUUGCCACUCAGCCAUAUGAUUAAUUAACUAGGUCUUGAUUCCAUCCAUCCCUCGCCUGUGAAGAACACCCACAAUCUUGACCAGCUUCAAUCUCGUCUCCACAACAUGUAUUGAUCAGAUUUAUGAGUCAUUGUAACUAAAAUUCAGAUGUGAUAUUAUGUUACCAAGAGAUAUAUAUACACACAGCUUAUUUUAACUGCAAUGGCGAAAAAAGAUCACAACUUUGAACACAGAUAUGGGCGACAUCAGCAAUUCUGGAUUCAUGGAUAGGGAACAGAACUGUUCAAACUAAACCCCACAGGAAUGUGAAGCCGAUCGAUCCACGAAGUGCCCAGAAAGAACUAAUCUACAUCGGAUCAGAAUCUCAAACACAAACCUAUGCAGAUCGAUCAAUCGACGUUUUGCAGAACAUCCUCGGGCUGUGAACUUGUCCUUAUCAACAGCUGAAUGCCCCUUGGCUUUACGUUUCGAGCAGCCAAUUCCGGUCCACUUGAGCUUGACGAUGACGACCAUGGAAGGGUUGACUCCGAGAUUAACCGUCGACCCAUUAGCUUUUACCUGCGAAAUCCACUCGAUGUGGAUGUCCCACUCGCACCUCGUCGUCCUUCCGCACCGGAACCAUUGUAACAACGAUGAAGCUUUGGCAAGGAUUCUCUCUUUUUUUUCUUUCUUCUUCCCCUUCUUCUUUGUGUUCCCAGAUCUGAUUCUCUUCUUAUCCCACUGUUUCUCCUCCUAUUGUGGUUAGGGUUUACCUGACCUUUUCAUGUGUUGUUUGUUCUUCUAUCGAUUGGUCUGGUCUGAUUUCCGCGGGAAAAAAAUGUCGAAGGAAGAGAAAAAUCGCAAGGAGAUGAAGAAAAACAAUGUCUCCCUCCAGCCAUCCAUAUCGUGAAGUAUUAAACUAGGGUUCCAUAUGUAACAAACAAAGUCAGUCUCGUACACUGACGCACGACAGUGAAGCACAAGAGCUGUCUUGUCUCUCCAAUGGUGUGGUCAAGCCGCUCCUUCAGAUCCGAAGUUAUCUUCUUCUUUUUUUCACUCCUUCCCGAUGCUCAGCUACAUGAACAGUUUUGAGGGCGAAGUGAAGAAUUUGCACAUUGAAUGGAUUAAAAAAAAAAAAACUCAUCCCUUGUGUGAACAUAUUCCCCAAAACCAGGAAAAAAAACAGCAUGUUUCAGUUCAUUUACACAGUUUCUUCACUAAGGAAAACUAUCACAGCAAUUAUUACUUCCUUCGCUUCUCCUCGUCGCCUGAAAAGGAAGAAGAAGAAGAACCUCGGGGAAAAAAAAAAGAAAAAAAAAU
Messenger RNA from Tarenaya hassleriana, 2272 nucleotides. RefSeq names its product NAC domain-containing protein 35. The record is from RefSeq and is a predicted model, not a curated record. Gene Ontology annotation, molecular function: DNA binding. The transcript has 3 exons. Lineage: Eukaryota; Viridiplantae; Streptophyta; Magnoliopsida; Brassicales; Cleomaceae. Bases 117 to 956 code for a protein of 279 amino acids. Gene Ontology annotation, biological process: regulation of DNA-templated transcription.